Scophthalmus maximus (turbot) is the source of this 1562-nucleotide messenger RNA. It is a transcript of the gene gp9, whose product is annotated as glycoprotein IX (platelet). NCBI's taxonomy places the organism in Eukaryota, Metazoa, Chordata, Actinopteri, Pleuronectiformes, Scophthalmidae. The record is from RefSeq and is a predicted model, not a curated record. The transcript has 2 exons. The coding region runs from base 241 to 987 and encodes 248 amino acids.
UCAAAUGCGCCAUAACUGUGCAGUGUUACUGGUGCAGUCCUCGGACUGACGCGGUUAUGUAUCGGAGUUCUAAUAACACGUCAGUUACAAAACGGGGACACCUCGAGGUCAGGACAACUUUUUGGAAAAUGCUCUUUUGCUCAUAAGCAGCAAUGGACAAGACCAGUGAAUGCAUAAUGAGAUUUCAAGGAUGACUGACAGCACAAGAAGUGACGCCCGAGUUGGGUUGACUCUAAAAGGAUGCUCCCUGGUUCCAGCUUAGCCGUCUUCCUCCUCUUGGCCACAUCAAGUGCACAUACUGUUGGUCAACCGGGCGUAUGUUCAUUCCGCCGGUCUGCUGGUCUGCAAGUGAACUGCAGCUCUUUACACCUCAUGGAGCUGCCUCCUCUGCCCUCGGACACCACGGAGCUCCAUGCGCAGGACAACCGGCUCACCUCGGUGUCUCCAGGCCUGUUCGACGGACUUGUCGGUCUGAAAAGGGUCUCGCUAUCUGGGAACCCCUUCCACUGUGACUGCAGGAUUCAAUACCUGAGGAACUGGCUGCUAAAGAACAGAGCUAUUGUUCUGAAGGAGCCCACUUGUGCCAGUCCAAGCUCUGUGGCUCAGAGAGCCAUCACUGAACUCGCCGAUGACCACUUCUCUUCCUGUGUCCUGGCGAGCUGCACCGGCGGGACCUACAACACUGUGGUGGGAGUGAUGCUGUGCUGCCUCAUCGCUCUGCUACUGUGGAGCUUGAGACUGGCCAAGUCUUCCACCAUCACCCUGUACAUAGACGACAGACAUACAGGACUGGAGGCCGACUCUCUGCCCUCACUGAGGCCCACACACAGGAGGAGGCUGCACACGACUCUGUCAGAAGUCAGAGUGGACUUGAAUUCUUUCAGUUGUGCAGAGACUCUAGAAAGGCCGCUCAUCAACAUGGAGUUACUGCCACAAGUUCUGGACAUGUUGAACAAGAAGCACAAUAUAAAGAUAAAGAAUACCUGAGGGACGCUUGUCUACUACAGGAAUUAGGUAUUAAAAAAAACACUACAAUUAAAACAAAAGGAAGCAGAUGCAAGUAACAAGGCAGCACAAUGGAUUUAUUUCAGUUUGGGUUUUUUUUAGCAGUAAAGUUAUUUUACUGUUAAACCUCCAGAGCUCCGUCUUCUUACAGGUUAUUUUUUUUUCCUAACAAUGUAACCUGUUCUCUGGGAACAUGUUUACUCAUUUAGUCAUGAGAUCUAACUCUAUAUCAGUCUAUGCAUUAAAUUUCUUCUCACAACUGAUCUCAACCACUCAGACCUAUGCACUUUUCAAUUGUGCUCUUACAAAAAGACUGAGCGUUUGUUUGAUUACAUAGAGACAGUGUAUAUCUUGACAAUUUCCCAACGGGUGUCAAUCAUUUCUGACUGGGGAAAAAAAAAAGGCACACAAACAUUUUGCAAAGGUUGUGUGACUGUUCCCUUAUAUUUCCUUACGUUAAAAUAUUUACAAUGAGUGAAUUAUUACAAAUGUGGGGCAGUAAAAGUGUUUGAUUUACAUUUUCCUUGUAUCUAAAUAAACGUUUAAUUAGCUUUUAA